This is a messenger RNA of Stegodyphus dumicola, 924 nucleotides long. RefSeq lists its product as uncharacterized. Lineage: Eukaryota; Metazoa; Arthropoda; Arachnida; Araneae; Eresidae. The record is from RefSeq and is a predicted model, not a curated record.
AUGAUCUGCGCAGGCGAUUGCAAUUCACAUAAUACGGCCUGGGGAUAUCGAACUACAGACCCGAAAGGGAGAGAACUAGAGGACUUCAUAUCCUCAAGUAAUCUAAUAGUUCAGAUUACAGCAGAUGCACCACCAUCCUUCGACAGGGUCUUUGCGCAGGGAUAUCCAGACCUCACCCUGACCACUCUGCACGUAGCACCUCUUUUGCAGGACUGGAAAGUCGAAGAGGAAGAGAGCAUCAGUGAUCACAGGUUUAUUACCUUCUGUAUAUCGCAAACCACCUCCGUGUCCAAGAUCAAACGCUAUAACCUUCCUGGCCGGAAAUUAACAACAUUUACGAAGAAAAUUAAAGUGCAGCUAAUGCGCCUCGAACCUUCGCUCCAACUAGCUAACACGGCAGCAGAAUUAGAAGACUUCUCCGUAACAUUACAAGAAACAAUGCAAGCCAUAUGUAAUGAAAAUCUCCCUCUUAGAAAACCUAAGAGACUCCAAGGCAUUAACUGGUGGUCGAGUGCGCUCAGAAUACAGCAACGAAAGUGCAGAGCACUGCGAAGAAAACUCAAAAGCGAAAGACGGUUGGAGAUAGAGUCCAACACCCUCACCAUAUUUCAAUGGGAGCGGGCGCGGUACAAAAAGAUGAUUAUUCAGGCUAAGAUUACUUCCUGGAGGGAAUUCUGCACCCAAGCAAAAAAUACGUAUGGUAUUCACCACAAAAUAGCUACCGAUAAAAUUUUUAAACCUUCGCAGCUACAGAUCCCUCUCUCAAUCACCAACAGUCAGGGGUACACGGCAGACACCCUACGUACGGUCUUAAACGCAGUUUUCUGCAAAGACGAUAUACUGCAGGACACAGCAGAACAAGCUCUUCUCAGGACUGUAACAACCACACUGGACACCCCAACAGAACCCGGAUAUUACAAUUAA